Brassica oleracea var. oleracea is the source of this 942-nucleotide messenger RNA. Its product is annotated as ethylene-responsive transcription factor ERF106-like. Gene Ontology annotation, biological process: regulation of DNA-templated transcription; ethylene-activated signaling pathway. The record is from RefSeq and is a predicted model, not a curated record. Bases 222 to 791 code for a protein of 189 amino acids. Gene Ontology annotation, molecular function: DNA binding; DNA-binding transcription factor activity. The transcript has a single exon. NCBI's taxonomy places the organism in Eukaryota, Viridiplantae, Streptophyta, Magnoliopsida, Brassicales, Brassicaceae.
AUUAACUGUUAAGAGUUAGGACCCAUCUAUGAAACCACUAAGAGAGCGACAAAACCAUGAGAGUUUGUGUCCCUACCCAUUCACGGCUGCUAUAACUUUGUGAUUACCUUCUUCUCUCCUCUUCUUUACCUUUUAUAUAUAAGAGAUCAAAGCUUUUGUUCAGACAUCACUUGCAAAAUAAUUUAUUUUUAUCUCAUUUGUGUCUUGUCUGGGAAAAAAACAUGGCUACUUUUGAGGAAAGCUCUGAUUUGGAUGCUAUACAGAAGCAUCUCUUUGAAGACUUUAUGGUUUCUGAUAGUUUCAUGGGAGAUUUUGACUUUGAUGCUUCUUGUGUCUCAGGACUCUGGUGUAUAGAGCCUGCAAUGAAUCAAGUUCCUAAACAAGAACCUGAUUCCUCAUCAGCACAUGAGACUGAUCAGACUGUCUCGACCAAGAAAAAAAGCAAAGGGAGGUUCCAUGAAGAAGAAGAAGAACAGAGGCAUUACCGAGGAGUGAGACGAAGGGCGUGGGGCAAAUUUGCAGCAGAGAUUCGUGAUCCAGGUAAGAAAGGAUCUCGGGUAUGGCUAGGAACCUUUGAGAGUGGUGUUGAUGCUGCAAGAGCCUAUGACUGUGCAGCUUUCAAGCUCAGGGGAAGAAAAGCUGUGCUCAACUUUCCCCUGGACGCUGGCAAAUAUGAAGCUCCGGCGAACUCAGGACGGAGAAGGAAGAGGAGUGAUGCAAAGGAGGAGCUCCAAAGAAGCCAGGGAAACUCUUCAUCAUCUUCAAUUGAUGGAGAAACUACAUGUGAAUGAUGCAUUUAACAUUUAAGAAUGUGGGCAUUGUAUAAGGUGAAGUGUAGGUUAGUAUGCUAAUAACUCUUGCAACAAACUUGUAUCUAUGCGUCUGUUUCUUCAUGUUCAAAAGACCAUAAUAUUUUAGAAACAAGUUCUUGUUGAGUUCCCG